Messenger RNA from Ostrea edulis (European flat oyster), 4315 nucleotides. RefSeq names its product malonyl-CoA decarboxylase, mitochondrial-like. The record is from RefSeq and is a predicted model, not a curated record. The transcript is spliced from 10 exons. Gene Ontology annotation, biological process: malonyl-CoA catabolic process; acetyl-CoA biosynthetic process; positive regulation of fatty acid oxidation. Gene Ontology annotation, molecular function: malonyl-CoA decarboxylase activity. Gene Ontology annotation, cellular component: peroxisomal matrix; mitochondrial matrix. Lineage: Eukaryota; Metazoa; Mollusca; Bivalvia; Ostreida; Ostreidae. Bases 66 to 1631 code for a protein of 521 amino acids.
AAUCUUAUGGCUGAUCUACUCAUUGUAAAAGGUUAAAAUCUCGUAUUUAUUGAUAAGAGAAAUAAAUGUUCAUGUUUAACAAGCAUUUUCUUCUGUUGCUUUCUCGCUUUAAGAUGACUGCAGCUGUCAGAAGAAUCGGGUGCAUACAGAGGCAUCUGGUGUCAUUUCCUAAGCGUUUACCAAUGGUACAGCAGACGAUGAGCGGAGCAACUCGCGGAAGCGCAGGAAACGAUGAAACGCUCCGCUUUUUAGAAACGAUUUUCUCUACUCCGGAUCUGGGUGUCCUGGCUUUGGAGUCCAAAUGUCGACGGUUUUGUGAUCACUACAGCAGUCUUGCGGCUGAAGACAAAAUCAGCUUCUUGACCGUGCUUUCCAAGCAGUAUGGCGUCCACCAAAGUACUGUUGUCCAGGUGGCCCGAAGUGUUGUUAAUGCUCAGGAGAAAGGAGAAGCACUAUUACUGAUGACGGAAGAACGAUUACGUCAUACAUUAAUCCCGCAGUAUCAGCAACUCUUCAGUAAGAUUGGUCGAAUUGAUGGAGGGGUUAAAUUCCUAGUGGAUAUGCGUGCAGAUAUUUUGACACACCUGCCAGGCGUGCAGAGUGAGGAGUAUAAGGCGCACAUGCGCAUUCUGCAGCAGACAAUCAGAGACCUCCUGGCUCUAUGGUUUUCUGUCGGAUUCCUUCAUCUCCAGAGAAUCACGUGGCAAAGCCCAUGUGACAUGGUCCAAAAGAUCUCAAUGUAUGAAGCAGUUCACCCCAUACGAGACAUGAACGACUUAAAGCGUCGAGUGGGGUCGUACCGCCGCUGUUUCGUAUUCACUCAUGGCAGCAUGCCCGGGGAGCCUGUCGUUGUCCUGCAUACAGCCCUAACCAGUAGCAUUUCCAGUAGUAUUCACUCUAUAUUGAAAACACCUACGUUUUCUGGAUUGAGGUUGGAGCCUGAGUCUUCCAGUGACGGAGAUGUUGACGAGAGAGAGGAUUUAAGCAAAAUUUCGGCAGCAAUAUUUUAUUCUAUUACAUCGACACAAAAAGGACUACAAGGAGUCGAUCUAGGUAAUUACCUGAUAAAGACCGUUGUCAAAGAAUUACAGAACGAAUUUAGCGGUAUUACACAGUUUUCUAGCCUGUCUCCAAUACCGGGAUUCAAAGCCUGGCUAAUCGCCGAACUGAACAGAUUAGUGCACUUACAGGAAAUUGGCGAGCAAUCGGAAGAGCUCCUGUUAGAAAAUGAAAUGGAGGGACUUAGAAAUGCACUGUCAAUUUCCAAUCAAAAUGUUCUUAAAACAUUAAAAGACUUGAUCCAGACGCACAGAUGGAUUCAAAAUGAAGAUAUAUGUGAAGCCGUUAAAGGACCAUUAUUAAGGUUGUGUGGGCGGUAUUUAUUUAUAGAAAAGCGAAGAGGAUUUGCCCUUAACCCUGUUGCUAAUUUCCAUCUCGGUAAUGGGGCGGUGCUGUGGCGGUUGAAUUGGAAGGCGGAUAUGUCGAUGCGUGGUAUUAACCAAUCUUGUGGGAUGAUGGUCAACUAUAGAUAUUAUCUGGAGAGCACUGAAGAAAAUAGCCGAAAAUAUUUAGAAAAUCACACGAUCACCGCUUCCCCAGAAUUCGUUAGUCUCGUACAGUAUGCCAAGUAGGAGAAAUUAAUCAGAAUAGGGCAAGUUGCUCAAUUCUCGACGAAAAGACGAUUCGUGAGAAUUGAAAAUGAUAUCAAUGAUCUCCAACCUGUACAUACAUUGAUCAGUAUUCAUUGAUUAACUUUUAAUUUGAUUGUCUUGUGUAUUUACGUCGACAAACUACUGUUGUGUGAUGUUAUGAUUUGAAUGUUAAAAAUUUUAUGCGGGCCAAAGGGUUAUGUUACAUCUAGAUAUUUUGUAUCUACGGUAUUUUAGAGUUAGAGAGUUGAAAGGAAAAAAAAAACAAUUAACUGCAGAUGUUGUAAUUGGGCUAUUACUGAUGAUAUUAAGUUUGGAUGAUGGCGCGGCUCACUGAGGCAGAACUCAUCCAUUAUUCUAUUUUACAUUCCUUUUCAUUAUUCUAUUUAUUAUCUCACUGGAUCUCCUCGUGACAUACUUGACCAGGGCCGUUUAUACACGCGUAAACCGAACCAAACAUCAGUAGCUGCUUAAGUAGCUGAUCGUGAAUUUUAUAACAAUUUGAUCUUAUAUCUGUAACAUUACCAAAGUAAAACACUAUAAUUUAGAUCAAUAGCUUAAGUUUUUUUUAACAAAUAGAAAUAUGGGCAUUAUAAAGCAUACCAAUUUUUUAAUAAUCAAAUCCUAGAAAUUGUAACCGUACUAUAAUGUAUUUUUAAUUUUGAACGCUGCAGUUGACUAUGAUUAGUAAUGUUUGGUCAAUUGAAUUUGACUUCACCGAUACGUGUUUUAAAACGCGCAAUUUGAUUGGUAGAUAAAAAUGUUAGGAAUUCCAUAGAUGGUCAUCAGAUAAAUCCCGAAUAAAUCUCCCAAUAUUGAGAUUAACUCACUCUGAGGUACAACAGAAAUGAUCGUCUGGACCAACCAGAGAGCAUCAUGAAUUCUUGAUCAUUUAAUAAACCAUGUUAACUACCGAUGUACGAAACUAUACCCUGAUGACGUAAUGAUUGUCAAUCUCUACCCAGAGUUAUCGUUCAAGAUCAAGGAACGACAACUCUGGGUUGAGAUUGAGUUAUUGUAUAUUCACCAAACAAGGAAUGCGAAAAGCACCUGUGUCCGAAAUAGUACAAUCACUGAGUACAACAAAUAUGCAAUAUUUUGUGUUUUUUGUAUCAUCUGAGAACUGAUGUCUAUAAAAUGUGUAAUUUAGAUGUUGGAUGUUAAGUUUGGUUGAUUGGGUAAUUGCUAAUAUAAUACCAUAUUUGUAUAGCACCCUUUUCAUACACUAUGUACGCUCAAAGGUGCUUUAUGUACAUGUAUAGUAUACAAAAUACAUAGAACUAAACCUGUGUAAAUCUUUCGCUAUAUGUAAACACGGGUGUAUUUUGUAUACUGAAACAUAUGACACGUAAUGUCUCCGAUUCAAAUAAAGAAAUUAACUGUAAACGAUAACAACAAAAUUUGUUAUAGUGUAAUUGACAAUAAUCUGUGAUCGAUAGAUAUUUCUACUACGUUGUAUUUGUAAUAGGAAUUGGGGUCCAUUCUAGUUAAAAUGCUCUUACAAGUUUCCUAUAGAAAGGGAUACUUCAAAGUUUUUAAGUUUGCAUUUUUGUCAUACUAUUAGAUUUAUGCAUUUGUUGCAGACUUUAAAUAUGUCAAAACAUGUACAUGUAUAUAUUUAAAAAGUUGUAACGGUAUUGAUAUGAGGUGAAAUCCUAUUAAACAUUACAGAUUAUAGACGUUGACUUCAGAAUUCUACUCACACUGUAUCUAAACUCUCCCGAUGCAAUUCAUCAGACGACCGUCAGCAUCACAAACAUUUAAAACAUUGUUGUAAUUUUAAUUAUGAUUCAGUCUGCACAGAGAAUUUCAUGCUGUUUCUCCGGAUCCAUUUCCUUUCUUUAAAAAUCUUCAUGUUCUCCAAGGUUCUGAUGUAGAAACUCUAAUUGUUUGUGUACAGUUUUGAAAUCAGUGUAACUGAGAUCGAAAUGCAGUUUAAACAGGUACAAAUCGCCACCAACACGUAAGCUAAAUUUAUUCCGCCCCUUAUCUGUCCCGAUUCUGAAUCGAAUCACUCAAUCGACUGCCGCCCUGCGUACUCAGGGUAGAUAUUUCAUAGAAACUCGGUACUUUUUGCAUUUUUCUGUUGGCAAAGAAACCAAGCCUUAGAAUCCCUAGCAGGGAUUAAAAAAUGGAAUUUGAAAUUUACAGUGAAGGUGUUUUAAUAUACUAGUAUGCAGUGUGUAAUAUGUUUAUAUACAUCAACGUAAGGCAUUUUUCUAUUUAUAAAUACUACAUGUAAAAGAAAUUAUGUCUUGCUUUUGAAUCUAAAGUUAUUUGCUCUUUGAUGUUAUAUAUUCCGCAAUUUGUUGUAGAGCAAGACUUGCAGAGAGAAUGAGAGCGAGAGAGCUAAAUCAAAAUAACUUUAUCACUGCCAUCUUACCUAUACAAACUAGUGUAAAUACUAUGUCGUUUGUUAUUAUUUAAGUAGUUAGUAUAUAUUGAUGUAAACAUCCUUGUUUUCUAGGCUACCAUAUUCGUGUCAAUGCAAUAGUUCCGAAAUCUAUUCUGUUCUUGUUUCUAUGUACAUAACAUGCAACAUAUUUGCCACUUCCCUAAGUACAGGGUGUUGUUGUUUUUUUUCUAAUGUUAACUUCGCGUAAUUUGUUCCCAGGAAAUGUUAUUGCCUAUACUUUGAUCAAUAAAAUUGCGAAUGAAAGGCUGUA